Messenger RNA from Orbicella faveolata, 1567 nucleotides. RefSeq names its product adenosylhomocysteinase B-like. Gene Ontology annotation, biological process: L-methionine cycle. The record is from RefSeq and is a predicted model, not a curated record. Gene Ontology annotation, molecular function: adenosylhomocysteinase activity. Gene Ontology annotation, cellular component: cytosol. NCBI's taxonomy places the organism in Eukaryota, Metazoa, Cnidaria, Anthozoa, Scleractinia, Merulinidae.
UCUUUUUUUCUCCACAUCGGUAGAAAUUUGUAUCUUCUGUAAGUGGUAGUGAUAUCCUCGGCCAAAUCAAGUUCAACAUGCAGAACGGUGGAAAGCUCCCAUACAAAGUCGCGGACAUCAGCCUUGCUGACUGGGGUCGUAAAGAAAUUAUCCUCGCUGAGAAUGAAAUGCCUGGUUUGAUGGAAAUGAGGAAGCGGUAUGGCCCCAAGAAGCCCCUGAAGGGAGCCAAAAUCGCAGGUUGUCUUCACAUGACAAUCCAGACAGCUGUUCUUAUUGAGACUUUGACUGAACUGGGUGCUGAGGUUCAGUGGUCAUCAUGCAACAUCUUCUCUACCCAAGACCAUGCUGCCGCUGCUAUUGCCAAGACUGGUGUUCCAGUAUACGCCUGGAAAGGACUGACUGACGAGGAGUAUGUCUGGUGCAUAGAACAGACACUGGUCUUCGCUGAUGGAGAGCCUCUCAACAUGAUCCUUGAUGAUGGUGGUGAUCUGACCAACCUUGUUCAUGAAAAAUACCCACAGUACUUGAAAGGUAUCAAGGGUCUUUCUGAAGAGACCACAACUGGAGUUCAUAACUUGUACAAAAUGAUGGAGAAAGGUCAACUGAAGGUUCCUGCCAUCAACAUCAAUGACUCUGUCACGAAGACCAAAUUUGACAACCUCUAUGGAAUUCGUGAAUCUCUUGUUGAUGGUCUCAAGAGAGCAACAGACAUUAUGCUUGCUGGCAAAGUUUGUGUUGUUGCUGGAUACGGCGAUGUUGGCAAGGGAUCAGUGCAGUCCUUGAGGGGCUUUGGUGCUCGUGUUCUGGUCACCGAAAUUGAUCCAAUCAAUGCUCUGCAAGCUGCCAUGGAAGGGUAUGAAGUUGUCACCAUGGAAGAAGCUGCCUCCAAGGGACAGAUCUUUGUCACAUCAACAGGAUGCAGUGGAAUCAUCACCUCGGAACACUUCAUGAAGAUGAAGGAUGAUUCCAUCAUCUGCAAUGUUGGCCAUUUUGAUUGUGAAAUUGACGUUGCAUGGCUCAAUGACACUUGCAAAAAAGACUCCAUAAAACCACAGGUUGACCGCUAUACCCUCCCCAAUGGCCGUCAUGUCAUUCUGCUUGCUGAAGGUCGCCUGGUUAAUCUUGGCUGUGCUAUGGGACAUCCAUCAUUUGUCAUGAGCAAUUCUUUCACCAACCAGGUCUUGGCUCAAAUUGAACUUUGGACAAAGACGAAGGAUUACCCCCUUGGUGUAUACAUGCUUCCCAAAAAGCUUGACGAGGAAGUUGCCAGGCUUCAUUUGGACCAUCUUGGAGUUAAGAUUACCACGCUAACAGACAAGCAGGCAGGAUAUCUGGGAAUCCCCACAGAAGGACCUUACAAACCAGCUCACUACCGCUACUAAAUACUCGGCUAAGGACAAAAUCGGUAUAAUACAUGUAGGGAACCUUAAAACUUAUCGGAAUCCAACAAAUUACCUAUACGUGUACUACUAGCAUACGUGUGGAGAGGAACGUUUAUGUCAAGCACUUAGUAAAGUGGUGCUAUUUAUUAUUGUUUUUGCUAAAUAAACAUAUAAGUUCAAAUGUA